GUAUUCAAAACUGAACUCUGCCAGAUCUUCAUGGAGGGCAGAGUAUGCAUCUAUGGCGAAAACUGUCGGCAUGCCCAUGGCGAGAGUGAGCUUCGUCCGCGUAUACACGGUCCUCGGUACAAGACAGUGAUGUGCGUGAGGAUUGCCAACCAGCGCUCUUGCAGCUAUGGUGACAAAUGCGAGUUUGCACACGAUGCAGAUGAG
Messenger RNA from Linderina pennispora, 204 nucleotides. RefSeq lists its product as uncharacterized. The transcript has a single exon. The record is from RefSeq and is a predicted model, not a curated record. Gene Ontology annotation, molecular function: mRNA binding; metal ion binding. The annotation marks the transcript as partial. Lineage: Eukaryota; Fungi; Kickxellomycota; Kickxellomycetes; Kickxellales; Kickxellaceae.